GUCAAAGGAGAAGAGUGGGUGCUUGGAUUUGGUUACACUUCAGCUCUUCCAAAGUGUCCAGCAGACGUGAACCACAGCAUCACAAGAAAGUGAUGCUCUCCUGUGUUCAGGCAAGGAAGCACAAAGAUGUUGCUAUGAGGAAAGGAGUCAGCAAUGACUGAUGUGGAGCCCCUGGUCACAGAUUUUGCAGCAUCAGGAAGGUCGGGCCGCCGGAACGCCUUGCCAGAUAUCCUGGGCUCUCCUGCUGGUGCUGGGACUUCAGACCUGCCACACAAACUGGCCGAGCUCUCCGUUUCAGAAGAUGAAGGAGCAGAAGGUGGAGAAAUGCCAUCAUCCAAAGCGUUGCUGGAAAGUCAAGAGGCAGAGGGAAAGAGCAGUGAUUCCUAACACUUAAGGACUGCUGGAUUAGCGAAACCCAUCGACAGACUUUCCAGAGUUUCCCUGUGUCGUUACCUGUUCUGAAGUGUGGUAGCUACUGCAGCAGCACAGACAAGACUUCAAGACUUUUGCAACAUCCUUGUAUCUAGGUGGCAUUAAGAUGGAACUACUUUUUUUUUUUUUUUUCUACUGUAGUCCAUCAGAAACAAUGUUCUACACAUCCCGACGGGAAGAGAACUAAAGAAUGUAUCUGGUGUUCUGAGUUCUGUAAUGGUUAUUGUAUUCAUCCUAACUAAUCUUCUUUGACAGUUUCAAUGAAUAUAAAUAGCAGAUGUACCAAGUAAUGAUUGCUUUAAAAUAAAAGACCUAUUUCUUAAUUUUCCAAAACAGCUUCUUUCUCUCUAACACAAAGGUGUAUUUACUCUCCCCACCUUAAGAAGAUAAUAAGUAUGUAUUAGAUUACAGACCUAAUCUGCAGUUCAUCUCCAGAGAUUUUUGUUCUCAUUAGGGAUAUGUAGAUGAAUGUGAAAAUUAGGAAAAAAAAAAAAAAGGAAACAAAAAAAUACAUAUUUUUCUCUCUUCCUCCUGACUUCAAAGAAUUUUGUAUACCACUUAAACCACCAGUGUCUGUUUUUAAACUCUCUUUAAACUCUAUUUGAUUAUGGCAGAUCAUUUCACAUAUCUCAUUCCCAGCAGUCUUGCUACUUCUGUCAUUUCUGUUUUCAGGCUUAAUAUUGUAGCUAUUCAUGUGUAUCUGAAAUAAAAUAGCCAUGUUUGUAAGUGAUUAAAACUGUUUGAUCUUACAAUGGAAAUUAAAUAGCUAUUAUGUUUUCCGUCU
Cygnus atratus (black swan) is the source of this 1216-nucleotide messenger RNA. RefSeq names its product cAMP-dependent protein kinase inhibitor beta (gene PKIB). The coding region runs from base 154 to 387 and encodes 77 amino acids. The transcript has 3 exons. Gene Ontology annotation, biological process: negative regulation of cAMP-dependent protein kinase activity. The record is from RefSeq and is a predicted model, not a curated record. Gene Ontology annotation, molecular function: cAMP-dependent protein kinase inhibitor activity. NCBI's taxonomy places the organism in Eukaryota, Metazoa, Chordata, Aves, Anseriformes, Anatidae. Gene Ontology annotation, cellular component: cytoplasm; nucleus.